UAAAUACUGAACUCUUAUCCUUAUCUAAUUUGUAAAAGCCACAACAUGCAGUCUGCCUCCUUUCUAUCUCUAUCUCCACCCAUCUCUCAUUCGUCACAGUAGCGUUUCAUAAACCAGAAGAAGGAGCCGGACGUUGUUUCUCUCAGAGAUGGCUGGUGGUUAUCGAUACUCGAUCUGCUUCUUUACAUGCAGUCUUCUGCUGCUGUUUGGGAUCUCUCUCCACAAUGUGGAGGCUUCCAAUUGUGAAAAUAUCAUUGUCAUCCAUAAAAAAGUUGGGGACACAGCAGAGCUGCCAUCAUGCUUGCCAACUAAAGGGGUGACCUCUGCAUCAUGGAAAUAUGGAGGCAUCCUAAUUGCAGACAAAGAUAAUAAAGUUGCUGACGAAAAACAGUUUGAGGGCAGAUUAAACCUAAACCCCACAAACUUUAGUUUAACAAUUAGAAAACUGACUCUCGAAGAUUCAGGUAAUUUCAUUUUUUUGUCAGCGGACAAUGUCAGCCAACGGCCAACAGUCCGCAUCACACUGCAUGUUCACGAGCCGAUAGCAGAGCAGCCUGUCCUCAAUGGCAAUUCCACCUGGCACAACUUGGACCAAUCCUGUACAGUUUUGUUGGAAUGCAGUGCACGAACUGGCAGCAGUGUCUCCUACAAAUGGACCGUGAGGAACCAAACCAUAAGUGGGUCCAGGCUGCAGUAUGUCAUCAAGAUGCAGGACGGAAACACAACAUUCACCUGCACAGCCUACAAUUUUGUCAGUGAGAUGUCGGAAUCUAGAAUAAUGAAGUGCAGCAACGAUACGGAAGAAAUGUCCAGCUCCUCAUCUAUUGUACUCUUCAGUGUCGGAUCGGUUAUUGGAAUUUUACUGAUUAUCCCCCUUUCGCUGCUUUGCUACACAAAGUUGAAAGAUCGAUGUUGUAACAGGGUCACCCAAUCUCAAACGGUCAACCAUGAUGAAACUGAACAGCAUGUGUACUCCUCACUCCUCCACGGUGACGGCUGUGUCUAUGAAACAGUAAGAGGUUCUGGAGAGGCUGGAACAGGUGAACCAGACAAUCUAUACAGGAAUAUCACAGUUCAUUAAGAUACAGGAACCACUGGGAUCGUGUCGAGUAAUGAAGAGAUGGCUCCCUCACCCUUAGAGUCUCAACUCCCUCCUGGUUCUCUCUCAUCUUCCCACCACCGGCUGACAUCAGUCCAUCUCUGAACUCAUCCCUUGACCCUCUUCCCUUCAUCCCAGAUGAAUGCACAAUGUGCAAUCAUUUCUUUUAAAUCUAUAUCCAUAUUGGUGUGGUCUUUGUUAGUGAAUUAUCAUCAAAGCUUGAUCUUUUACAUUGUUAUAAGCAGCCAGAAGUACAGUUUCAUUUUUUUCACACAUGCAUGGUUACAUAUUUAGCCACUAGAUGGUGCCAAGUGAUAUUCCUGUCAGGUUAGGUCAGUACCUAAUAGUUCCUGUGGUCAGCUACCAUUCCAGUUAUGUGAGUGAGUGAGUGCUUGCAUUGGCAUUAUUUUUUAGCAGUUUCAAAUGUUUAAAUCUCAAUCCAGUCGAACAACGCUGUAUUCUUAUGUAUGUUGUGUGAAACUAUUUAUGUUCUCUUUCUUUAAUGCCAGUACAUGUAUUUUAAUUGCAUUGAGAUCCACUUAAACUCAAACUAGUUCAAUAUGAAUUACUGCGCAGUCCUAACUUGUAAUGAAUAUUACUGUGAAAUAACUAAAUGCAGUUUUGAACUAAUCUGGGUUGUGUUUCAUAGUUUUCCGAAAAAAUAUGAAGGAUCAGGGUGUGUCGUUAUGUCUUGGUUCUGUUUCUGACUCACUGACCAGUGUCAUUUUACAGACACUAUCACUUCUCCUUUCAAGAGAACAGUCACUUCACUUCAGGGUUUUACCGAGUUUAUGGGCAGCUACUCAGUUGAUUUCUCCGAAUGAAAAGGACAACUUGAAAAUAAAUGCCCUCUAAAGGGAGAGUUCCCUCUCUAUGAACAAAGAAGUUGACACAUUUUGUCCACUUGAUGGUAACAGAUAAUGAAGAUGAGGCCCUUAAUCUUUUUUAGCCACUGCGGUCAGUGUGUAAUGCUGUAAAGAAUACACCAUGUCCUGUGUUUGUUUUGUGGAGAUACCAAAACAUUGAAUGGAUAUAAUAAAGG
Molecule: messenger RNA, 2141 nt
Organism: Larimichthys crocea (large yellow croaker)
Lineage: Eukaryota; Metazoa; Chordata; Actinopteri; Sciaenidae
Product: SLAM family member 8
Exons: 9
Coding region: 149-1081 (310 amino acids)
Cellular component (GO): membrane
Source: RefSeq, a predicted model, not a curated record